This is a messenger RNA of Ictalurus furcatus (blue catfish), 1975 nucleotides long. It is a transcript of the gene tsr2, whose product is annotated as TSR2 ribosome maturation factor. The record is from RefSeq and is a predicted model, not a curated record. Gene Ontology annotation, cellular component: nucleus. The transcript is spliced from 5 exons. The coding region runs from base 291 to 875 and encodes 194 amino acids. Lineage: Eukaryota; Metazoa; Chordata; Actinopteri; Siluriformes; Ictaluridae. Gene Ontology annotation, biological process: maturation of SSU-rRNA from tricistronic rRNA transcript (SSU-rRNA, 5.8S rRNA, LSU-rRNA).
GGUCGGUGUUCAGUGGGGUUGAGAUCAGGGCUCUGCGCAGAACACUUGAGUUCUUCUAUAGCAAUCUUAGUAAACCGUGUCUUCAUGUCGGAGCAGGUUUGGGCCUCUUAGGUCCAGUGAAGUAAGAGGUGUGUGAGAGUGAUAGUCAGGUGUCCACAUACUUUUGGUCAUUCUCUCUCUCUCUCUCUCUCUCUCUCUGUCUCUGGUAUCGACUCUUUGUCCUGACCCUCUACACAGCGGUGUUAUAUUUAAACUCGGUGAUUGAUUGUUUUGGUCUGUCUGAGUUCAAAAUGGCGGCGCUCGUGUCCUCUCCACGUGAAGUGUUUUCAGAAGCAGUGAGAGCUGUUUUAGAAACUUGGCCGGUUUUACAGAUAGCGGUUGAUAAUGGCUUUGGAGGAGUUUUCAGCCAGCAAAAGGCUGACUGGAUGGUGGAUGCGGUUCAGCAAUAUUUCCAUGACAACAGCGACCUAGAACAGGACGAAGUGGAGGACUUCCUGUCUGAGCUGAUGAAUAACGAGUUCGACACGGUGGUGGAUGAUGGGAGUCUGCCACAGGUGGCACAGAAGGUGUGUGUUAUGUUCCAGCAGUGUAAGCAGGGGAAACUCGCGGAGGUCAGACAGCACAUCAGCCAGUUAGCACUGAAAAAGGCCAGCGGGAGGGCAAAGGUCACACCUAUUAAAUCUCCUACAGAGGAUGCGGACGAUGAUGGCGACCGUGAUAACGAUGAGUCUAUGGAGUGUGACGAGGCCGGAGCGGGAGCUUCAGUGAGCAGCACAACAGUGAAACUGCAGCAGCAGCCGUUUUCAUCUACACGUACGGAGAAGGAGGAGGAGGAGGAGGAGGAGGGCUGGACAGUGGUGUGCAGGAAAAAAUGACCGAAGCGCCGCUAUGAACGAGUUACAAACUCCGACGUGCCAGAAACGCGGUGUCUGAAUGAGCUUGUGGUAAUGGAGCAAAAAAGAAAUAUCAGCAAUCUACAUCACGAUGGAGCGUGGGGGAAAAUAUAAGACGGGUUUAGCGGCUGUGCUACAUGGUGGUAAAAAAAUCUUACACGGCAAGUUCGGAUGAACUACUGGUAGAGUUGUUUACCAAAACUGUUUUCUUUUCAUUUAGAGUGCUCCUGUUUGCUCUUCACUGCUUUUCCCAGAGCCCUUUCCCUCCCCGUGUAAGGUUGUUAAACGCCAUCAUGUCACAGUUAGUGUUUUAGUGAUUUCAUUACGUCUCGUCAUGCCCUCUUGUGGACACACUGGGAUCUGCAGGACAAGACCAACACGUCUGCAGUGAGUCCAGGUCUCGUGUGUGUUGCACUUCAGGGACUGACAGUGUUCAGCUUGUUUUCUGAGUUUAAUACACUUUUGAAUAUUGUGAUUUAUAAAAUGUUAUGUACUGUAUACCAAGGAUACACUAUCAAAAAAUUAAGUUAGUAUAACACUAACACUCGGUUUUCAGUACGUGCUUACAUUAAGUUUUUUUUAUAAAAAGAGGAUGUUAAAUCAAGCAAUUUUCCCUGGUCAAAAUUUUUUAAAUAUUUGCAUGAGUUAUUUAGUUUUCUACACUCAUGAUUUCCUGACAGUCAAAUUCGACUUCAUUAUGACCGCCGCGUGUCCGAGGAACAGUUCCGGUAUACUACAUCCUGCCGAAUACAUCUUUUUGGCCAUAGUUAGUAUACAUAGAACACACAGGAGGGAUGAAACCGAUAACGUGUUCUGUACAGAUAUGAAUAACGAGGUGUGCUUUUCGUUCUGAUUCGUCUUUGCUAGAAAUGGUUAAGACUAGAGGCGUGCGAGUGGGAGGGUUUUACGAAGGUCGAAUGAAAACCUUAAAAGUGGAUAAUAGAGGAUUCAAAACCUGUUCCAAGGACUUUUAUUAGUAUUAUUAUUAUUUUUAAAACAAAGAGGGAGUGCGAUACACAUUAUUUGAAAAUGAAAUAAACUUCUGUGGCAUUUAUUCACAAUAAACAAUACGAAAUAAUAAA